UUUACAGUUUCUUUGUUUUAUUGCCGGCUUGAACUUUUUGUUAAUUUUCUAUUAAAAUAUUAUAAAAUUGCAUUUGAAGUAAAAAAGAUGAAAUUCGGGACAUUUUGAGGAUUAAAUUAAAUGUUAAUUAAAGAAAUAUCGACUAAAAAAGCUUUGAAAAAUCCAUGUCUUAAAGAUGAAUAAUCCUGAAGUCACCACAAAUCCAACAAUGGAUCUAAUGGAUCUAAACGACGAUUGCUUGUUGUAUAUUUUGCAAUUCCUCAAUUUGAUAGAAUUGAUGGACCUCCGUGGGGUUUGUUGCCGUUUGGAUAAUUUGAUUCUUCAAAGUCGUUCAAGAUUUGUGCACUUUAAUUUUAAAGCUUUUCCUUCAGGACAAAAUUUUGAUGAAACAAAAUUCUUGGAAAUUCUUCAAUUCUUAGGAUCGACAAUCAAAUCAUUAGAUUUAAAUGGGUUCUUUGACAUUUUUCCGUAUUUUUAUGGCAAAUCUGUGAUAUUUCAAUGGAUUUCUGAGCAUUGUGUGAACUUGGAGACUUACAUUCAUGAAGAUUUUGAUUUCGAUAACAUUCCAAUGAUACAGCAAUUCGCUUCAGUUGUUAGAACUUUGAGAUCUUUAACUUUAAUCAACUGUAGUUUUGAUGAUAGCCUUGGGGAUUGUUUUAUAGAUGCCCAACUUGAAGAAUUGAAAGUCGAUGGAAUGAAAAUCACUGAAAAGUUUUUCAAAAAUGUCUCAAAUUUGAUAUCUUUAUCUAUCCGUCAAUGUAUAAAUAUGACUGCAGAUUCACACAUUCAAGUUUUAAAAAAUAAUUUAAAAGUGAGAAAACUCGAAAUUUCUUCAAUUUGUAAAACAGAAGAGCUUGUCAACUUCAUUAGCAAGUUGCCUCAAAUUGAAGAACUUACAAUGAAUGUAACUUCAGUCAACUUUAGUGCCUUUGGUGAUUUACCAAACUUAAAAAAACUGAAGUUGUCACAAAAAUAUUAUCCUGUUCUUGACAAAGAUUUAGUUUCAGUAGAGAUGAAGAAAUUGAUCGAACAGCUGAAACAAAAGAACAUCAUCGAGGAUCUUGAAACUCGUAGGAUGGAUCUUCAUGAACACUUGAACCUCAUAAGUGAGCUAACUAGUUUAAAAGAAUUAUCUUUAGACAAAUUGAAUAGAGCUACUGAUGCCGAUGUUAAAAAUCUUCAAAAGCUUGUGAACCUCGAAAAAUUAACAAUCUUUAGUUUUGAGAAGAAAUUAAGUGUUGAUAGCUUAAUUAAAUCUCUGAAGAGACUUCAACAUUUUCUUGUGGGAAUCGAUGAAAUUGACAUCGAAUAUCUUGAAAAAUUGACUCAAACUUUGAACCAUUCACAAAAUCGUCCUAAACUUGAGCUGCAUGUUGAGACAAUUCAUGUUGGGGAACAGUCUGAUGUGCUUUAUGAUUUGUUGAGGAACAACAAAGAUGUCCUUAAAGUUUCUUAUUAUGAUUUGAAUUAUUCUGAAUAAUCUUAACAAAUCCUCAAAAAAAAAUUGAAUGUAUUUAAUAUGAAAUAAAA
This is a messenger RNA of Culicoides brevitarsis, 1530 nucleotides long. RefSeq lists its product as uncharacterized. Lineage: Eukaryota; Metazoa; Arthropoda; Insecta; Diptera; Ceratopogonidae. The record is from RefSeq and is a predicted model, not a curated record. The transcript is spliced from 3 exons. Gene Ontology annotation, molecular function: protein binding. The coding region runs from base 176 to 1480 and encodes 434 amino acids.